AUGCUAGAGCUAGUAUUUGCACCAGCAGAGAAAUGGAUAUCAAGGAGCGACUCUGAUAUCAUCGAUGCAACGAUCAAGGAACUCGAGAGACUCUUCCCUAACGAAAUCGCAGAUGACCAAAGCAAAACUAAGGUUUUCAAGUACCAUGUCGUAAAAAAUCCAAGCUACUGGCCGCGUCAGGACCGCGAACGUUGUCGGAGGCAAGUGUAUCAACAUGAGAAGAUGAAGCUUUUAAGGUCGUUUCCAUUUGCCUGUAAGCUUACAUGUUAUUUGGCAACUUUUGUGUACAAACCUCAUUUCAAGACAAAGUUAAAAGGGGAUUGGCAAACGAUAAACAAUUUCUUGUAA
Microthlaspi erraticum is the source of this 348-nucleotide messenger RNA. The record is from the annotation of a GenBank genome assembly. Lineage: Eukaryota; Viridiplantae; Streptophyta; Magnoliopsida; Brassicales; Brassicaceae.